Molecule: messenger RNA, 4423 nt
Organism: Ailuropoda melanoleuca (giant panda)
Lineage: Eukaryota; Metazoa; Chordata; Mammalia; Carnivora; Ursidae
Gene: TRIM2
Product: tripartite motif containing 2
Exons: 12
Coding region: 599-2833 (744 amino acids)
Biological process (GO): proteasome-mediated ubiquitin-dependent protein catabolic process; protein polyubiquitination
Molecular function (GO): protein binding; ubiquitin protein ligase activity; zinc ion binding
Source: RefSeq, a predicted model, not a curated record
UUAGUCAUCGCACUGGGGAACCUUUCUGGAACUGGGCACCCACUUGCGUGGUGUUUGCCUGCUCUUUGUGCGGGGAUUAGCUGCGGUGCGGGGUUUGGCAACGCUGCGAGGGCUGGGCAACACGUAAUCCAGGAUUUGCCUGUGCCUCGCGGCUUAUGGAAAACAGAUGUCUGUCCGCCCUGCGCUUCGGCACAGAAUGGAAAUGACCAACCAGAGAGCCUUGCAGAGCCGGGGACCCCGAGCUAAGGGCCUCCAGCGUCCAGCUGGGAGGCAGCUUUCCUCCCGCUCGGCUGUUUCGGCCACUUCAGCCCGGCUCUCGGAGCACAUCAGGCGGUGAAGCAGCCCCACCUCCAGGCACGGCUCCGGGAGGAGCGGGCGCGGAGGAGCGCGCGGGCCGAGGUCGCCUGCCGCCGCCGGGGCCGCGCGCGAGCAAACGCCGGCCCGGGAGGGGACCGCCGCCCCAGGCCGAGGCGGAGCCGCAGCCUCCCGCCUCCCGCCGCCGUCCGCCAGCGCGCCAGUUCUCCGCCGAGCGAGUCGCCGACGGGCACAGCAGCGCGCAGGGUCAAAGACAGCCGGCCUCCCAUGUCAGUGGUCUAGGAUGGCCAGUGAAGCCACCCACAUCCCAAGUCCUGUGGUGCGCCAGAUCGACAAGCAGUUUCUGAUCUGUAGUAUAUGCCUGGAACGGUACAAGAAUCCCAAGGUUCUCCCCUGUCUGCACACUUUUUGCGAGAGGUGUCUGCAGAACUACAUUCCCGCCCACAGUCUCACCCUCUCCUGCCCCGUGUGCCGCCAGACCUCCAUCCUGCCCGAGAAGGGGGUGGCCGCGCUCCAGAACAACUUCUUCAUCACGAACCUGAUGGACGUGCUGCAGAGAACGCCGGGCAGCAACGUUGAGGAGUCCUCCAUCCUGGAGACGGUCACCGCCGUGGCUGCGGGAAAGCCCCUCUCUUGCCCAAACCACGAUGGGAAUGUGAUGGACUUUUACUGCCAGUCCUGCGAGACUGCCAUGUGUCGGGAGUGCACUGAGGGGGAGCAUGCGGAACACCCCACGGUUCCCCUCAAGGAUGUGGUGGAGCAACACAAGGCCUCUCUCCAGGUCCAGCUGGACGCCGUCAACAAAAGGCUCCCAGAAAUAGAUUCUGCCCUUCAGUUCAUCUCAGAAAUCAUUCACCAGUUAACCAACCAAAAGGCCAGCAUUGUGGAUGACAUCCAUUCUACCUUUGAUGAGCUCCAGAAGACUCUGAACGUGCGCAAAAGUGUGCUGCUUAUGGAACUGGAAGUCAACUAUGGCCUCAAACAUAAAGUCCUUCAGUCGCAGCUGGAUACUCUGCUCGAGGGGCAGGAGAGUAUAAAGAGCUGCAGCAACUUCACGGCGCAGGCCCUCAACCAUGGCACGGAGACGGAGGUGCUGCUUGUGAAGAAGCAGAUGAGCGAGAAGCUGAACGAACUGGCCGACCAGGAUUUCCCGCUGCACCCGCGUGAAAACGAUCAGCUGGAUUUUAUCGUGGAGACCGAAGGGCUCAAGAAGUCCAUCCACAACCUCGGGACGAUUUUAACCACCAACGCCGUCGCCUCCGAGACGGUGGCCACGGGUGAGGGACUGCGGCAGACCAUCAUCGGGCAGCCCAUGUCCGUUACCAUAACGACCAAGGACAAAGACGGCGAGCUGUGCAAGACGGGCAACGCCUACAUCACCGCCGAGCUGAGCACGCCCGACGGCAGCGUGGCGGACGGAGAAAUCCUCGACAACAAAAACGGCACCUAUGAGUUUUUGUACACUGUCCAGAAGGAAGGGGACUUUACCCUCUCUCUGCGACUCUACGACCAGCACAUCCGAGGCAGCCCGUUCAAGCUGAAAGUGAUCCGGUCGGCCGACGUGUCUCCCACCACCGAGGGCGUGAAGAGGCGCGUGAAAUCCCCGGGAAGCGGCCAUGUAAAGCAGAAAGCCGUGAAGCGACCCGCCAGCAUGUACAGCACCGGCAAACGAAAAGAGAAUCCCAUCGAAGACGAUUUGAUCUUCCGCGUGGGUACCAAAGGGAGAAAUAAAGGAGAAUUUACAAAUCUUCAAGGGGUAGCUGCAUCUACAAGUGGAAAGAUAUUAAUUGCAGAUAGCAACAAUCAAUGUGUACAGAUAUUCUCCAAUGACGGCCAGUUCAAAAGCCGGUUUGGCAUACGAGGGCGCUCUCCCGGGCAGCUGCAGCGGCCCACAGGAGUAGCUGUGCAUCCCAGUGGGGACAUAAUCAUUGCAGACUAUGAUAAUAAAUGGGUUAGCAUUUUCUCUUCAGAUGGCAAGUUUAAGACAAAAAUUGGAUCAGGAAAGUUGAUGGGGCCCAAAGGAGUCUCUGUGGACCGCAACGGGCACAUCAUUGUGGUGGACAACAAGGCGUGCUGCGUGUUUAUCUUCCAGCCAAACGGGAAGAUAGUCACCAGGUUUGGUAGCCGAGGAAAUGGGGACAGGCAGUUUGCAGGUCCCCAUUUUGCAGCUGUAAAUAGCAAUAAUGAGAUCAUUGUUACGGAUUUCCAUAAUCAUUCUGUCAAGGUGUUUAAUCAGGAGGGUGAAUUCAUGUUGAAGUUUGGCUCAAAUGGAGAAGGAAACGGGCAGUUUAAUGCUCCAACAGGUGUAGCAGUGGAUUCAAAUGGAAACAUCAUUGUAGCCGACUGGGGAAACAGCAGGAUCCAGGUUUUUGAUGGAAGUGGCUCGUUUUUGUCCUACAUUAACACAUCUGCUGACCCACUCUACGGCCCCCAAGGCCUGGCCCUCACUUCGGACGGCCAUGUUGUGGUUGCAGACUCUGGAAACCACUGUUUCAAGGUCUACCGGUACUUACAGUAAUGGUGGGCAGCUGGACAGCUCCUUACAAAGGUCUUGCACUAUAAACUGGAAUGGAUUUCUCAACACGGGACCAGAUUACACUAGACUUUCCAUCCUAGAAGGAAUCAUUGGUGAAUUUUCCAAGGUUAUUUCCGAAUGUAAACCAUUUCCUUGAACACUGCAUAUCUGAUUUCUGUAAUUCACCUUUUAGGGUUUAAAGAAAAGAAAUCCCUUCUACUGAAUCUAUGGAAACUGCAAAGUUUUACACCUGUGAACUAUGGCUUAUCGGACAGGGAUUUAUGUAGUUGAACUGAUUUUUGCAAAUCAAACACACACUAAAAAAAAAGAAACUAGAAUAUUUAAAGGUAUUCGUUAAUCCUGUGAAUGGUAGCUUUUGUUCAGAGCUUCCAAAAACAAUACAAAACAAAAGCAGAAUCUGUUGUAGUUAUAUACUUUAUUUAACUUCGGUUACAAGACCCGGGGGAUCUUCUAACCUCACUUUUACAGUAGGUAUUACUCAUGUGACAUUUUUUGGUUAUCGAUAACUACAUAUACAUUAGGAAAAAGUAAGACUGUCUUGCAGAACCCUCCCAGCUGUGAUUAGGCAGGGCUCUUGAGUUUAGCACUUAAAAACCACUGCAAAUUUCCCAUCCUUUCUGGGUUAGAUGCAAGAUCCUUUUUGUGUGUUCUUUUCACAAAGCCCAUUUUCAGGGAAACCUGAAAUUCCCAAUGCUUUGAAAAGCAUAUUACAAUAGCAUAUGCAACCUUUUGGCAAACAAACAGCCCCCUCAACUCCAGACUAAUGCACUAGAAGGUAAUCGAGAAAAAAUUAGCCACGUUUUAUGUGCCAAUGUUCUCACGUGUCUCUCCUCUUCCACUUCCCGAAAGCGAAAGCUUUACCUCCUGCAAAAAUGUCAGCACAUGUAGUAGGACACCAGUAUCCUAGGACAGAGAGCCAUAAGUAGCCCUUUGGAGGACUGAUGGUGUCAACCAAAGGCAUGUGGUUGAGAUUAAUGGUUUCCCCUUAGAAAGCAAGUGUUACCAAAGUCGUGUUAUCUCGAGAGCAUUACAGGUAAGGGCAUGUUACGGUUAUUUAUCAUUGUCUAAUGAAUAGUAGAGGCAUUAAAGGACUAUGUAUACAUGAUUAGGGUAAGGUAGAAUGUAUCAUAUAUAUAUAGCUGAAUCUUUGGUGUAUUGGAAUAGGCAGCACUCUGAAAGACAGAAGCAUCGUCCAGCACAUUCCUUUACUGCACAGUUUAAAGCCGUCCUCACAGAGUAAGCCCUAAAACAGGUUUAAUUUUCACCAUUUUCCAGUAAUGAUGAUAUCGGCUGACUUUUAGUCAGAAAAAUGGCCUUCUGUACUUUCAAAAACAAAACAAAACAAAAACAGGUCGAAAGAAAAAGAAACGUCGAACUUGAGUUACAUUUAGUUUAAGUACACAUGCGUUUGGAGAAAUGUGAAGAAUAAUUUAGUCAAUUGUUAAUCUGUCAUUGAUACUGUAAAAUAAGAUGUGAUCUGUUUCCACUGUUUAAUUUUCUAGUCAGUUCUCCCAAAUAGGAUGUCAUGUUUGGCAUUUUCGAUAAUGACUUUGGGAUCUUUUUCACUGAAAG